GUCUACGAAUUUUCUUUCUUACUUUUACAACCUCACCGGACUGAAGCACACCAAGCUUCUGCGCAGGACACUGUGCGGCGCAAUCGCCAGCUCUCAUAGCCAUGGCGAGGCUGCUGCAGUUGUCGUUGCUGCUUCUUGCGCUGGCUGUUCUAUUGCUGGCUCAAGGCACUACUACAACUAAUUCAACAAUUUCGACAUCCACAACCACCAUAGCCAGCACAACCAGCACAACCACUCCCUCAACAACCACGACGACUAUUCCUUCUUCCACAACUACCACGACUAUUGCUACCACAACGACUACCACCCCUUCGACGACUACCACCACUAUCGCUACCACCACUACCACGACUCCUUCGACAACUACCACCACUGUUGCUACUACCACCACUACGACUCCUGCCGUCGUCUCAACGACCACGACUGUUCCAACAACCACGACGACCAUUCCUACUACUACCACAAGCCCUACCACCCUGUCUACCACCACAUCCACCUCGUCCGUUGGUUCUUCCACCAUCAGCCCCAUAAGCAGUACAACUUCAAACCCCCUCCCUUCUUCCACCACUACUACCACGAGCGUCACUUCGUCGUCCACGGCUUAUACCCUCCUCUCCACCGCAGCUACCACCACGACCUCUUCUUCCCUUGCGCCGGCAACGACGACCUCUUCCCUGUCUACUACCCCCUCCACGACGAUUCCCACGUCGACUACUGCAGUCACUACCACGACAGCUCCGAGCACGACUUCCACACCAACUUCUUCCGAAUCAUCGUCUGACUCCACCACUUCAUCCGACAAGACUACUAAGACUACUAAGACUACUGCCUCGCCUGUGGUAAUCACCACAAGUAGUUCUUCAGUAUCCUAUUCUACCAGUACCUCGACAGUUACGCAAGUUCUCCAAACGACAUCGAAUGGUGUUGCUGGGUAUACGACCAUUACGAGUGUCGUGGUCGCAUCUGAGCCAGCGACUACAGUUGUGGACGUAGGAACCACCACAAGCACGCCUGGCGCUUCUCCGUCGGUGGCUGGGCAAUCAAACUCUGUCAGCAGCAGUAGCGGAGGCCUCUCGACUGGAGCCAAAGCCGGCAUUGGAGCUGGAGUUGGUGUUGCUGUAGUCGCCGCAGCUAUUUUCGGCGGCUGGUAUUCGUGGUAUAUGAGGCGGCGCAGGAGGCGAGACUCCAUGGCACACGACCACUACGAUCCCCAUACUUCUGUACCAGGAAUGAGCGAGUUCGGGGGGUCUGCAGCAGGACCAGCAACCAUGGGUGCUAUGGCCGCUGUUCCAGCUUAUGCGUCAACUCGUUCCGGUACCCAGUCAGACCCUUCUUCUCGACUGAACCCUCCACCUCGAUCUCCAGAUCGUCUGAUACCGGUUGCGGCAGCGACGCGUUCUGCGGGCCAUUCACAUAACGCAUCCUCGGGUAUGUCUAUCUCUGAUCAGAGCGACUAUUCGGAAAGAGAGGCCCCGAUCGGCCACACAGCCAGCUACCACCAGCAAGCGCCCAUGAGUUCGGCUGCAGCAGGCUACUUCAAUGAGUUGCCUGGUGAUGAGCGUGACGUUCAUCAACUUCCAGACAACCAGGUGCAGCCUCAAUCAUCACAUCAACGCAGCGUUUCUGGCGUAAGUGGAAUGAGCACAGAAGGAUAUUAUGCCAAUCAGCCUUCUGGCCAGCAGUCAUAUGAACUUCCCGGGCAGAAUGCGGGAGGUCAACAACAGACUUCUGGACGCUACGAUCGGGUGCCUUUCCGGCCAGGUCAUUACUCGGCGUCGCAAAACUUUUAGGAGGCUAAGCAGCGUACAUAUAUUCCAAUUUAAUUGUAAUUUAAUUGCAACAACAUUCACCUCGAUUUCUGACCCUCAUC
This is a messenger RNA of Exophiala viscosa, 1870 nucleotides long. RefSeq lists its product as uncharacterized. The transcript is spliced from 3 exons. The record is from RefSeq and is a predicted model, not a curated record. Bases 102 to 1790 code for a protein of 562 amino acids. Lineage: Eukaryota; Fungi; Ascomycota; Eurotiomycetes; Chaetothyriales; Herpotrichiellaceae.